CCCAGCAUGCAUUGCGCGUAUUAGCAAACAUGCUGGGUAAAAUGAAUGGAAGAAGAUGUUGAUGGUUGUAAACUGGGGAUAAAAUAAACUAGUACCAUAAUUAUCAGUAUGGUAACUUUCUCUUCUGAAAUCAAGCUCUGGUAAAACGGUUCAACUGAGGUAACAAAGUUAUGUCAUGGCGUUCCCUCAGGCCAGACCUCAGGCCCCUCAGCUUCCUCAGCAUCUGCUCAGGACCAUAGACUGCCAGCAAGGUGCUGUCAGGGCCGUUCGCUUCAACGCCGAUGGGAACUACCUGCUGUCUUGUGGCAGUGACAAGUCUCUGAAGCUGUGGAGUGUGAGCCGAGGGACCCUGCUCAAGACGUACAGCGGCCAUGGAUACGAGGUUCUGGACGCCGAUGGUUCCUAUGACAACAGCCAGCUGUGCUCCUGCAGCUCUGAUAAGACAGUGAUCCUGUGGGACGUCGCCACGGGCCAGGUCACACGCAAACUCAGAGGCCACGCUGGGAAAGUCAACUGUGUCCAGUUCAAUGAGGAAGCAACUGUUAUCUUGUCUGGAUCCAUAGACGGGACAGUUCGGUGCUGGGACACCAGGUCCAGAAGAUUUGAGCCCAUCCAGGUUCUUGAUGAGGCUCGCGACGGCAUCAGCAGCCUGAAGGUGGUCCAACAUGAGCUGCUCACCGGGUCGGUGGACGGCAAAGUGAGGCGCUACGACCUGAGAAUGGGACAGCUGCAUGUUGACUUCAUCAGCAGUCCCAUCACCUGUGUAUGUUUCAGUCAGGACGGUCAGUGCACUCUGAGCUCCAGUCUGGAUUCUACAGUCAGACUGCUGGACAAAAGCACUGGAGAAAUGCUGGGAGAGUAUACAGGACACAAGAUGAAGGGCUAUAAGCUGGACUGCUGCCUGUCCAGUAAAGACACCCACGUCCUGAGCUGCUCAGAGGACGGACACGUCUACUGCUGGGACCUGGUGGAAGGAUCUUUGUCCUUGAAACUUCCUGUGGGGAAGGCGGUUGUCCAGUCGCUGUCCUUCCACCCCACGGAGACCUGCCUCCUCACGGCCAUGGAGAGGUGUGUCCAGGUGUGGGGGGCAGAGCCAGAGGAAGAUGCGGUGGCCACAUAGAGCUGGUGAAAGUAGUCAGAAGCCACAUUUACAUGCUGAGAGCAUUCAUUUUUCUAUAAACUUCAAAACCUGGUAAACCCUUGAGUGGCCUGAAAACAUCUCACUGCCACAGUUGGGAUUUGGUUCUAUAAACAUGUAGCUGAAGGUUUGGUACUGGAAUGAUCAGUACUAAGUAAUCAGAGGUGAGCAACACAGAUACAUAGCUGGAUUAUCAGUCUGGCUGUGACUGUUAGCUCACAAAGAUUUAGUUCUGUGGAGAGGAAGGCAAAUGCUGAACAUACCAGCUGACACAAAGAAUUUGAGGAAAAAGAAAGAUGUUGGACUUUGGUGCCCAGAUGUGCAGGCUACAUGAUCUGUAAAUGUGAAUCUAAUUUUAGUCAACUAAAUGAUCUAGGAAGUGGAUUUUUGUGUGUGUGCGAAACAUAUUUUUGUACAAAACCUUAAAUAAACGUUUUACUGUAUAAAUUCAA
This is a messenger RNA of Scatophagus argus, 1590 nucleotides long. RefSeq names its product WD repeat domain containing 83 (gene wdr83). The coding region runs from base 176 to 1120 and encodes 314 amino acids. Lineage: Eukaryota; Metazoa; Chordata; Actinopteri; Scatophagidae. Gene Ontology annotation, biological process: mRNA splicing, via spliceosome. Gene Ontology annotation, molecular function: protein binding. The record is from RefSeq and is a predicted model, not a curated record. Gene Ontology annotation, cellular component: catalytic step 2 spliceosome. The transcript is spliced from 10 exons.